Haliotis rubra (blacklip abalone) is the source of this 640-nucleotide messenger RNA. RefSeq names its product neurofilament light polypeptide-like. The transcript has 4 exons. NCBI's taxonomy places the organism in Eukaryota, Metazoa, Mollusca, Gastropoda, Lepetellida, Haliotidae. The record is from RefSeq and is a predicted model, not a curated record. The coding region runs from base 145 to 507 and encodes 120 amino acids.
UCGGUCACGUGACGCAUAAAUUAUACGUAAGAGGCGGGAAUCUCAACGGCAGUCGUCUGCAGUGAGCAUUGUUUGAGGAAGGCGGCAGUCAGAGUUCUCCCACGUUCGUUGAGAUUUUCUAGAGUUCAUACCCUAAACCCCAUCAUGCCUGGAACAAAGUCAGAAGUUGAGGUUGACACCACCCAAACCGAGACAGAAACCGUCGAGGUUAAGAAAACAGUCGAGGAUGUGAAGGCACAGAAAGACGCCGCCAACGAGGCCACAGAGGCUAAGGAAGAGACCGAGGAGAAGGAAGAGACUGAGAAGGAAGCCGAGAAAGAGGAGGAGAACACAAAUCAAAAUGCCAGUGAACAGAGCGAAGAGGUAGAAUCUUCAGAGGCCUCAACAGAAACCACAGCAGAAAAGAGGAGUUCAGAGGAGAAUGGCGAAGAGGAGAGUCCGACCAAGAAAGUUAAAAAGGAUACAUCAGAGGAAAAAGAAGAAUCACAGGAAAAGGAAUCUGCCUAAGUUCGUGUUUCUGGAGAGUGAAUAUGUGUCUCUCAUUGACUGUUUUGUGACUGUAAACAUGAGAUCAAGUUGUAAAAUUCUUCAUGUUUCAUUUUUAGUUCAUGUUCAUGUAAUAAAUCAUUAUUUAAAUUCA